Messenger RNA from Nicotiana tabacum (common tobacco), 3743 nucleotides. NCBI's taxonomy places the organism in Eukaryota, Viridiplantae, Streptophyta, Magnoliopsida, Solanales, Solanaceae. The record is from RefSeq and is a predicted model, not a curated record.
AAAUUAAAACAACCAAUCCAAUGAAAAAAACCUCAUCUACCAUUAAUGGUCAAAACCAAGACUAUAAGAAAAACAACAACAUUUUGGGUAUAUAAACUUCUUAGCUCCAUUAUAUUUUUAACACAUCUUUCUCCACAAAACCAAAACAAAUCAAGAAAAUGAGAAUCAAGCCUAUGUAUGGUACUUUUUCACUUCUUUUCUUCUCCAUCUUCCUAUUGUAUAAUCAAAACCUAUGUUAUGCACAAGAUGCACCAAGUACAACAGGCUAUAGCUGUAAUUCAAGCCAAUUUUAUCCAUGUCAAACAUAUGUCUUUUACAGAGCAAGAGGACCAGAAUUUCUUGAUUUAGCCUCAAUUGGUGACCUUUUUUCAGUAAGUAGGCUUAUGAUUGCAAAUCCUAGUAAUAUUUCUACCUCAAACACAACUCUAGUCAAUGACCAAUCCCUCUUAGUACCAAUCACUUGUUCUUGUAACAACCUCAAUACCACUUCUGGUAACAUCUCAUAUGCUGGCCUUAACUAUAGUUUCAACUUCGGUGAUACUAUGUACAUGGUCUCAACUGUUAAGUUUCAAAACCUUACAACUUAUCAAUCUGUUGAGGCUGUUAAUCCAGCUGUUGUACCAGAAAAUAUUGACAUAGGUCAAGUCAUAGAAUUCCCAAUUUUUUGCAAGUGUCCAAACAGAACACAAACGCAACCCCAAAACCAAAACCAACCAAGAUAUCUUAUUAGUUAUGUAUUUCAACCUUUUGACAAUAUUUCUUCAAUUGCUUCAAGAUUUGGAACAACCCCACAAUCUAUAAGGAAAAUUAAUGGAAAUAAUCCCAAGAUUUUUGAUAUCCUUUUCAUUCCUCUAUCUAAACUUCCUGAUAUUACACAACCAACAGCUUCAAAUGGUCCUGUAGUACAAGAAAAUGACAAGAAAGGAACAGUCAUAGGAUUAGCUAUUGGUUUAGGAAUUUGUGUGCUGUUACUGAUUUUGUUAGCUGGUUUAUGGGGUUGUAGAGAGAAAUCAGGGAAGAGUAAGAGAAGCUUAUAUCUUGGAUUUGAUGAAGGGUGUUAGAUUCAAGGGUCUGUGUAUAAAGGUAUAAUUUGCAAUCAAGAAAAUGAAGUGGAAUGCCAGUGAGGAGCUCGAGAUCCUCCAAAAGGUAAAAUUUUUACUCCAAUUCUAUACUUUAAUUAAGCCUUUGUAUUCAUCCCAAGAAGACACCAGUAGAAAGUUAGAUUUUUCUUAAAUAUUGUGGAGUUUGGACUUAGUCAGUGCUUACCUCGAAUUGUGAACUGUUCUAUUGACUAUCUCCUACCUUUCAUAAAAGGAUAUUUCCUAAUAAGUUUUUGUUUCCGCUAUAAUUUGAACAUUAGCUUCGAAAUUUACACCUACUUUAUGACCAUUAGAACCACUCGGGGGCUCGUUUGGUUCGGAGAUAAGUUAUGGUGGGACUAGUUAUUCUGAUUUUAUUUUUUAUUAAUUAUUUGAUAUAUUGUACUAACUCUGAGAUUAUUAAUUUUACUGUUUUAACCUAGGAUAAUUUAUGACAUAUAUAUAAAUUAUCCCAAUACUAUUUUUAAUCAUGUGAUAGCUUAUUCAAAGAUUAGUAAUCAAAUAAGGAAUAAGACAUUAAAUUUUUAUCCCAAAAUUAGGUCUAUAAUAAUCAAGUGGACUAUUAUGCCUGUUUAAAUUUAAUAAUAUAUUAUUUAAGUUAAUCAACACCAUUCUAUCCUGAAUUUAUUUGUCCUCUGCAGUAUAUCUUUUCAUUAAAGAACUUUUUCUAUUUGUUCCUCAAUUAUUCACCUUUUGUUUUUUCUUUUUCAUUGAUGUUUGUGAGGAGACCCUACCAAUCCCUCAAAUCCCUUUUAACAAGAAUGGUGGGUGGCAGGGUAAUGGACCCAUAAGCAAAGUUAUUGUAUAUCAAAAAUUAACAAUAAUGGCUAAUGAAAUAGAAGAAGUAUUAUGAAAUAUAAGUUAAAUUUUAACGGAGAAAAAAAUAUAUUAAUUAAUUCUUCUAUAUGCUUAUGCCUAAGUUUUGUCGUACAGAAUUAUUUGGUACAUUUAUUGGUGGAAGGUAGUAGGUAUAGAUGGAUGCCUCAUGCUUUAGCUUAGCUUGGCUGUACUACUUUGAAUUGAUUUUAUUAGCCUACCUAUUUCAAUAAAGAAACGUCACCAUGUCCUAUUUUAAAACCUCUCUUGUAGUAUUGUUGCAUUUAGUGUGUUAUUUCUCUUAUUUUUACGUCACUAAUAUUUUCAUUUUUGUAAUAGUUAUGUUUAGUUAUAUUUUAGGUAAUUUGAUAUUGAUAGUGUAAAAUUCGUUUAGAUUGUUCGGUGUAUAAUCAUUUUUUUUAAGAAAGAAAUUGCCAUCAUGUCCUAUUUUGAAACCUCUCUUGCAGUAUUGUUGGGAAACAAGUUAUCCCAUCAUUAAUUAUCUGGGGAUUAGUUAUUCCGUGAUUGUUAUCCUAUCCUCCCAUAGGAACAAACUUAACACUAUAAUUUUGGGAUAAUCUUGGAAUUAGUUAUACCACGAUUUUAUUUCAACUAAACAUAGAAUAAACUAAUCUCAAAUUUAAUCCCGGAAUUAAUUAAUUAUCUCUCGUACCAAAGGAGCCCUUAGUAUAUCAUUUGUCUUAUUUUUACGUCACUAAUAUUUUCACUCUUAUAAUAGUUAUGUUUUAGGUAAUCUGAUAUUGGUAGUGUAAAAAUUCGUUUACCUUGUUAGUGUAUGGAAAUUAAAUUUAAGAAAGAAAUUGUCUAUCAUGUCCUAUUUUGCAACCUCUCUUGCAGUGGUGUCACUUUUGGGUACAUGAGUAAAUUUAAGUCUUGGAAUAAAAACAAAGGAAUAGGGACCAUGAAAAUUUAGACUUUCUUCUGUUUGUCCAUAAAAUAAAUUUCUUUUUUUAAAAUUUUUUAAAUGUAUUUGUCCAUAAAAUUUUUCAAGUUUUUGAAAUUUUUUCGAAAAUGUGUUUUUAAAAAAUGACCACAUUUUCAAAAUUUUCAGAAAUCUUUUUUCCCCACUCACAAAGCUGCAACAUUUUUUCAAAUGAAAUAUAUGUCCAAAAUUCAAAAUACUAUUUUUUAAUUUAACUUCAAACACUACUUUUUUCAAAAAUUAUAAUUUUUAUGUCCAAACGUCCUAUGUUACUCGGACUCUUCAAAAAUAUUGUUGGGUGCGUGUCGGAUCCUCCAAAUUUAGUGCAUUUUUUGAGAAUUCGAUACGGGUGCGACAACACUUUUAGAGAGUUCGAGCAACAUAGCAAACGUCUACUUAAUAUUUUUUCCUUUUUUGUUUUUUGGUAGGUGAACCAUGUGAAUUUAGUGAAGUUAGAGGAUUUUUGCAUAGACCCUAAAGAAGCAAAUUGCUAUUUUGUUUAUGAGUAUGUUGAAAAUGGUUCACUACAUUCAUGGCUUCACGAGGACAAAAAAGAAAAAUUGAGUUGGAAAACAAGGUUAAAAAUUGCCACUGAUGUUGCAAAUGGUCUCUUAUAUAUCCAUGAACAUACAAGGCCAAGGGUUGUACACAAAGACAUUAAGAGUAGCAACAUUGUAAUUAUUCACACAAUUGUGAUGAGAAUAAGCAGAGUAUCAAGAAAGAUAGAAAGAAGAAGAAAUGCAGAAAAGAAGAAGAAGAAGAAGAAGAAGAAGAAGAAGCAUUAGACGAGAGAGAGAAUUAGUGGAGAGUAUUUUUAUUAUUCCUAAAAAAAUGUCUUUUUUACAAUGUAAAGGCUUACUUAUAUAUCAAUGUUUUAACCCUCU